Achroia grisella is the source of this 685-nucleotide messenger RNA. RefSeq names its product large ribosomal subunit protein uL22 (gene RpL17). The record is from RefSeq and is a predicted model, not a curated record. NCBI's taxonomy places the organism in Eukaryota, Metazoa, Arthropoda, Insecta, Lepidoptera, Pyralidae. Gene Ontology annotation, biological process: cytoplasmic translation. The transcript is spliced from 4 exons. Gene Ontology annotation, cellular component: cytosolic large ribosomal subunit; ribosome. The coding region runs from base 90 to 653 and encodes 187 amino acids. Gene Ontology annotation, molecular function: structural constituent of ribosome.
UCAAUUGUCAAUGUCAUCUAUCUGUCAAUAUUGUCAAACUUUGUUCCAUAUUCCUUUUCCUCUUAAAUUGUCUUACGAGAGGAGCAAAAAUGGGUCGUUACUCCCGAGAACCAGAUAACCCAGCGAAGUCAUGCAAGGCCCGUGGCUCAAAUCUCCGUGUUCAUUUCAAGAACACAUAUGAAACAGCAAUGGCAAUUAGGAAGUUACCUCUUCGCCGUGCUAUCCGCUAUCUUAAAAAUGUAGUUGAUAAGAAAGAGUGCAUACCAUUCCGCCGUUUCAAUGGUGGAGUUGGUCGUUGUGCACAGGCCAAGCAGUUUGGUACCACACAGGGUCGCUGGCCGAAGAAAUCUGCUGAAUUCCUUCUACAGUUAUUGAGGAAUGCAGAGUCAAAUGCUGAUUACAAAGGUCUAGAUGUCGACAGGCUGGUCAUUGAUCAUAUUCAGGUAAACCGCGCGCCAUGCCUCCGCCGGCGUACAUACCGUGCUCACGGUCGCAUCAACCCCUACAUGUCAUCUCCAUGCCACAUCGAGGUGUGUCUCAGUGAACGCGAGGACGCUGUAGCACGUGCGGCACCCGCCGACGACGCGCCCGCCAAAAAGAAACUCUCCAAAAAGAAGUUGGCUCGUCAAAAGGAAAAGAUGAUGAGAGAAUAGGCAUUUAAGGGUUAAUAAAUGACUUACCACAA